Sarcophilus harrisii (Tasmanian devil) is the source of this 3493-nucleotide messenger RNA. Its product is annotated as zinc finger protein 883-like. The transcript is spliced from 5 exons. Gene Ontology annotation, molecular function: DNA-binding transcription repressor activity, RNA polymerase II-specific. Bases 657 to 2489 code for a protein of 610 amino acids. NCBI's taxonomy places the organism in Eukaryota, Metazoa, Chordata, Mammalia, Dasyuromorphia, Dasyuridae. Gene Ontology annotation, biological process: negative regulation of transcription by RNA polymerase II. The record is from RefSeq and is a predicted model, not a curated record.
UCCGUUUGGCUUUCCCGGUCAAACCUGGGCGGGGCCAGGGCUCGGGCAUGCGCACUGCCCGACCCGGAAGGUCCGGACUACAUUUCCCGGCAGACUUUCCGAGAGCGCUCAGGGCAAGGUCCCGGCGCGGGCUCCAAGGUUACAUCACGUUUGCCCCGACAGCCAGUUCUUUUGUCAGGACGCUGUGUCCUCAUUCACCCUCAGCCGCUAUCAGUCUCUGGGCCGGGGAGAGUGAGGACCAGCGGCGGAAAUGGGACGCUGACGCGUAGUUUCAGAGCCGGCGCCAAGGUGGAGUGUUGGGGGAGGGGAAAAGCAGAGGAGGAGCCGCGGCGUCCGCCUUUCUGCCACGCCCCACACCUUGCUCUUCGCUAACGAUGGGGCGUGGCUACGGAUGUCAGCCAAUCAGCGGUAAGAUUGCUCCUUCUCGGGCCGGGAGUCGCGAGGCACGGAAGCUGGAUUCCUCCGCCCUUCCCUUGUAACCACGCCCUCUCCAUGCCCGUCUUCCUGCUCUCCGCACGUGGCUUCAGGAGUUCUGAUUGGGCGGCGCGGGGAGGAGGCGUGGCCGUGCUCUCAGUCCGAGUGGGCUCAGGCUCCUGCAUCCCGCCGGCUUCGGGCUGGUCCCCCCCCCUCCCCCCCCCUCCCGGACGGAAGCGGCGAUGGCCCCGGGACCCGCGCCUGCGGCUCCUGCGGCCCCCGCUACGGAAGUCAUGACAUUCAAGGACGUGGCUGUGGCCUUUACCCUGGAGGAAUGGCAGCAUCUGGACCCUUCUCAGAAGGACUUGUACAGAGAGGUGAUGCUGGAGAACUACAGAAACCUGGUCUGCCUGGGCCUGGCCAUUUCCAAACCAUACGUGAUCCGCCAGUUGGAACAAGGGAGAGGACCUUGGAUGCCAGAGGGAGGCACCUCCCUCUGUGACAAAGGGAGCCACCGUGCAGAUUGGGAAGAGAUAGUUGAAGUAAAGGAGCCCACUCCAAAGCUUGGCAUUACUUUGAAAGGAUUUUAUGAAGACAGAUUGCCAAGGCAUCAUCAACACCAUGCUGCCAAACUUGGACAAGCUUUAGAAUGUGAUGCUAUGUCAGAGAGACAGCAUGACAAGGAUAAAUCUUCUAGUUUUCAUACUGGAAUGAAGCCUCAUCAAUGUAAUGAAUGUGGGAAGACCUUCUGCUGGCGCAAGGGACUUAAUGUACAUCAGAAAAUUCAUAGUGGACAGAAACCCUAUACAUGUGAUGAAUGUGGAAAGGCCUUCCUCCUGAGCACGCACCUUAUUCAACAUCAGAGAAUUCAUAGUGGAGAGAAGCCUUAUGUAUGUAACGAAUGUGGGAAGGCCUUCCGCCUUAGUGCACACCUUACUCUGCAUCAGAGAAUUCAUAGUGGAGAGAAACCUUUUGUAUGUAAUGAAUGUGGAAAGGCUUUCUCUCAGAGUUCACAACUUAACCGACAUCAAAGCAUUCAUACUGGAAAGAAAGCUUAUAAAUGUAGUGAAUGUGGAAAGACUUUUAGUCGGAGCACAGGACUUAUCAAACAUAAGAGAAUUCACACUGGAGAAAAACCUUAUAAAUGUAAUGACUGUGAGAAGGCCUUUCGUCGGAAUGAACAACUUAUUCGACACCAGAGAAUUCAUACUGGAGAGAAACCUUAUAAAUGUGAAGAAUGUGGUAAAGCCUUUCGUCAGAGCUCACAAUUUAGUCAGCACAAAAAAAUUCAUAUUGGAGAGAAGCCUUACCAAUGUACUGAAUGUGGGAAGUUCUUUUUAGAGAAGACGCAACUUACCCGGCAUCAAAAAAUACAUACUGGAGAAAAACCUUAUAAAUGUAACGAAUGUGGGAAGGCUUUCUUGGAGAGGAGGCAGCUUAUACAACACCAGAGAGUUCAUACUGGAGAGAAACCUUACGAAUGUAACCAAUGUGGAAAAAGCUUUCGUCAGAGCUCACGAUUUAGUCAACAUAAAAAAAUUCAUACUGGAGAAAAACCUUAUGAGUGUAAUGAGUGUGGGAAGACCUUCCUAGAGAGGAAACAACUUACCCAACAUCAGAGAGUUCAUACUGGAGAGAAACCUUACAAAUGUAAUGAAUGUGGGAAAAGCUUUCGUCAGGGCUCACGAUUUAAUCAACAUAAAAAAAUUCAUACUGGGGAAAAACCUCAUGAAUGUAAUGAAUGUGGGAAGGCUUUCUUGGAGAGGAAACAACUUCGUCGGCAUCAGAGAGUUCAUACUGGAGAGAAGCCUUAUGUAUGUGAUCGGUGUGGGAAGGCCUUCAGCUCCAAGUCAUACCUUACUGUACACCAGACAAAUCACACUGGACAGAAGGCUUAUGAUAAAUGUAGUGGACGUGGGAAGGUCUCUCCCAAGAAGUGCCUUACUCAGCAUCAGAGAAUUCCUAUCGGAGUGAAGCCUUAUCAAUGUAGUGAAUGUAGAAAGACCUUCCUUGACAGGAAACCACUUAUUCACCAUCAGAGGAUUCACACAGAAGGAAUUGCCACCUUGCUGUAGCAAACGUGAGAUGACCUUCCAAGAGUAGAAACAGCUUAUUCAACUUCGAAGCCUUUGUAAGUGUAGCGAAACCCUGUGAAUGUGAUAGAAUAUGGGAAGACUCUUCUUGGGAAACAGCUUGCUCAACCUCGGACUUCAUAAGUGUAGAAAAACGUUGUGAAUAUUAUGAAUAUGGGGAGGCUUUUUUAGGGAGUAGAGAACCUAAGUCAACAUGGGAGAAUUCAUGAGUGAUGGGAAGCUUUUAUGAAUAUAACAAGGCCUUUCAUAAGAGCUCACCAUUUAGCAAAUAUAAAAAUAAUUCGUGUUUAUGAGACACCUUAUGAAUGUGAAAAGGCCUUUCUAGCGCAACUCAGAAAUUUCAUUGUGGUGAGAAAUGUGAAUAUAAUGUGGGAAAACUGUAUAAGACCAAACAGUUUUAUCAGUGUCAAUACCAAAGUGAAACUAUGGUUAUUCUGUAGAAUAGCUUUCUGAGAGCCUAUGUCUUUAUGAAGAUAACAAAUGUAAGAAGGAUCCCAACCACUGCAGACACUGAAAUUUAGGCAUUCAAUUAAAGGGAAAUUGUAAAGAUCUGAUUGUCACACUAUGGUCUGGGACACUGACUGAUCUUGUGUGGCCUAGGAAACCUUUAUUUUAAAAUGUAAAAACCUUGGCUCUGGGGUGGGCCACAUUUGGCCCUUAAGUUGAAGUUGUCAAAUCUUUCUAUACUACAUGAAGCAAAUAUCUAGUUUCCCAUGAGAUUUCCUUAAGGUUUCUCCCAAAGAAUAACAACAACAAUAGCAGCUGUCAUUUAUAUAGCACCUACUACGUGCCAGGCAUUGUACUAAGUACUUAAAAAAAUUAGUCAUUUGAUCCUCACAACAACCUUAGAAGGUAGGUGUUGUUAUCAUCCCUGAGGUAACUGAGGCAAAUGAGUUGAGUCAGGAGUUUGGUUAACCAUCACAUAAUAUUGCUGUGUUGCUGUUCUGGUUCUGCUCACUUCACUCAGCAUCAGUUCAUGUCGGUUU